UUCGGCACGAAGACACUUCACUCUCGGGCGCAAGUUCCGUAGCAGUUCUGGCUCAAACACGGCUUGCUCAAAGCCCGACCUUCUCGCAGCAAUCUUGUCCAUCCCCCCCACUACUCAGUAGAUAGCUUGCUUGUUUUGCAUGGAGCAUGCUAAGCGCAGCUUGACAGGGCAUACGACGGUUGCUGAACUUGGCAGGGCCUACGACGCGAGCUAUUUGCUCACCCUCCUCACUACCAGUAGAACUUCAAGAAUGGCGUUGGCAAUGGCUUCGGGUGACGUGCGCAAGGCGCUCAUUACCGAAUUAUCAGCUUCGGCCCGAGGUUCGCUCUCAAACACGUCACGAGCGUUCUGCCACAUUGUGUCUAUCGAGUAUAGCUGCGCUCCUGCCAUCGACCUCGCACGCACAACGGUGAGCGAUGCAUGGGUGCGCCGCGUGUUCACACAGCGCACCUGCGUACAAUCGCUGGAUAUUUCUUGUUGCCCCCUGCUGACACAUGCAGGUUUCCUCAAGAUUGCCGCGUUCUGCCCGCACCUCCAGUGUCUUCGUGUCGCCACUUCGUCCUGGCUCACAGAUCAGAGUCUCAAGCUGGUUGCACGUCGCUGCACCGGCUUGCACGAGCUCGACAUUUCGGAGUGCCCGCGAUUGACUCAUGUGGCGCUUCAAGACAUUGCACAGCAUUGCAGUAACUUGACGACGUUGACAGCAUCAUGCAGCGUGAUUGUUACCCGUUGCUUUCUUGACCUGCUGGAAAAUUGCAAAAGUCUCCGCAAAUUUAUCGUCAUUGACAAAGACCGCACGCUGUCCGUCAAGUCUCGAACCAAGAUGUUCCAGCAUAUGGCCUUGUAUGGCCACUGCCUGCGUGAGCUGUCGCUUGUCAACUUCGGUACUGUAUCGCACACCAGUGAUGCAGAGGCACUCAAGCAGCUUGCGACGAGCAAUGAUUCCCUGAACGAGCUUAGCCUAGACUGCGAAAACUACGCGCAUUCGGACGCUGUCCUCAGAAGCCUGGCACAGGUGAUCCAAAUCAGCCGCAAUAUACGGUUGCUGGACCUCCAGGAUUGCAUGUCUGAAGCCGCCCUCAGUACCCUCUUGCGGCAUUGCCCUACGCUUCGUCAACUACGCCUCCGCCAUACCGCUGUAACGGACCCCGGGAUGAAGUCCGUUGCGGAGUAUUGUCCUGAACUUUCCGAGCUUGAGCUUCGCCAUGGCACUGUGACCGAUGUCGGCAUCGAGGGGGUCGCCCAAGGGUGUUGGAAACUCAACGUGUUUUCCCUGAAUUGCCAAUGUGUGACUGAGUAUGGCAUCAAGGCCUUAGGGCACCACUGCAGGGACCUGACAGACAUUUGCAUAUUUAGCGACAAUCAAUACAGCGACGCUUCUGUCGAGUGCGUCGCUCGGCAUUGUCCGAGUCUCCGCUCCGUUAUGCUCAAAGGCAGCUCUUUCUUAUUUGGAGACACCGGGCUGAAAGGUGUUGCUCAACAUUGCAGGUACCUGCAGAAAUUGGGAUUAAGAAGUCAGCACGUGACAGAUCACGGAUUGCAGGCGAUUGCAGAGGCUUGUUCUGCUCUCAGGGAGCUUGACGUGGACCAGUGUGGUGCGCUCACAGAUAUUGGUUUCAAAGCAGUAGCAAAGUGCUGUCCUGCUCUUCGUGUGCUGAAGUGUGGACAAGGCCACCAGGAAGACGAGGAUUGCCCAAGGCUUUCCAAUGUUGGAUUGCAGUGCCUUGCACGAGGGUGCCCUCAUCUGGAAACGAUCGACAUGGACCGAAGGAGUCCACACACCAAAGAGCUGGCGCUUGAAUUUCAAGCAGGUGUGACUGAUGAAGCAUUGCGCUCGCUUGCAUUUUUUUGUCCAGCACUGAAGCAGUUGGAUUUCGCAGGGUCGACUGGUCUCACAGAUGCGGGAUGGAAAGAGAUAGCCCAACAUUGCAGACGUUUACAAACAAUACUGCUCACUGGCCCCGCGUGGGUCUCAGCGGAAUCUCUAUUUGUUUACGCAGACCAUUGCCAUUUUUUGCAAAAGUUAGACAUCAGUGAAUGCGGUGCAGACUUGGAUGCUGGUUUACAAGCCAUCGGUGUGAAAUGUUUCUGUCUCAAGUGGUUGCGAGUCUAUUUUUGUGACUUCGUCACAGAUGCUGGAAUUUCUUGGGUGAUGGAGCGGCCGCCGGGCUUGCCCUGCUGUUACGCAUGGGGGUGCCAAGGCAUCUCAGUAGAGCUGAAGGAGCGGCUGACCGCCACCACGCUGAGGCUACAGGGAUGUAUCUCCGAUGAGCUGUCGAGCGAAGGUGGUAUGUAUAGCAUUGGUGAAGACAAGCUGGCGUGGCGGUCCGUUUAGCCAGGCUGGCGUGGCGGUCUGCUUACCUAGGUCCAUACAGCAAGUUCACAGGAUGGCUUGAGCGAUUGGGUCCUGCGGGAA
Messenger RNA from Prorocentrum cordatum, 2416 nucleotides. NCBI's taxonomy places the organism in Eukaryota, Dinophyceae, Prorocentrales, Prorocentraceae. The record is from the annotation of a GenBank genome assembly.